AUUUAUUUUUUUUGAGAGAAUUUGAGUUCUGUUGUAUCUUGAAGGAUUUCUGAAUCUUUAAAAAGAGUAAGAUCACACCUCAAAACUAUUUGUUUUUCAUUAUGAUAAUCCUUAUCUUUAACAUAGAGUCCGGCCAAGGCUCCCGCCUCAUAUGGAUACAAAGGUUUCGUGGGCAGAGGCUGUAAGUCCGGAUGAGCUUGAUGAAGAAUUCGACACCUUUCCAACUUCUAAACCCCAUGACACAGCUGCAAUUAUACCAAUAUUUGUGGUGGAUAAGGAAGACCUGCCAAGGCCUCCUGCACCAAUGGGCAGGCCACCUGUCCAUCAUUCUACGCCAAUAGGCAAGUCGAAUGAGGAAGACCCGCCGAGCCCUCCCAUGCCAAUUGGCAAGCCGGAUAAGGAAGACCCGCCAAGGCCUUCUGCACCAAUGGGCAAGCCACCUGUCCAUCAUUUUGCGCCAAUAGGCAAGUCGAAUGAGGAAGACCCGCCGAGCCCUCCCGUGCCAAUUGGUAAGCCGGAUAAGGAAGACCCGCCAAGGCCUUCUGCACCAAUGGGCAGGCCACCUGUCCAUCAUUCUGCACCAAUAGGCAAGUCAAAUAAGGAAGACCCGCCAAGCCCUCCCGUGCCAAUUGGCAAGCCGGAUAAGGAAGACUCGCCAAGGCCUCCUACACCAAUGGACAGGCCACCUGUCCAUCAUUCUGUGCCAAUAGGCAAGUCGAAUGAGGAAGACCCGCCAAGUCCUCCCGUGCCAAUUGGCAAGCCGGAUAAGGAAGACCCACCAAGGCCUCUUGCACCAAUGGGCAGGCCACCUGUCCAUCAUUCUGCGCCACUAGGCAAGUUAAAUGAGGAAGACCUGCCGAGCCCUCCCAUGCCAAUUGACAAGCCGGAUAAGGAAGACCCGCCAAGGCCUCUUGCACCAAUGGGCAGGCCACCUGUCCAUCAUUCUGCGCCAAUAGGCAAGUCGAAUGAGGAAGACCCGCCGAGCCCUCUCUUGCCAAUUGGCAAGCCGGAUAAGGAAGACUCGCCAAGGCCUCCUGCACCAAUGGACAGGCCACCUGUCCAUCAUUCUGCGCCAAUAGGCAAGUCGAAUGAGGAAGAUCCGCCGAGCCCUCCCGUGCCAAUUGGCAAGCCGAAUAAGAAAGACUCGCCAAGGCUUCCUGCACCAAUGGGCAGGCCACCUGUCCAUCAUUCUGCACGAAUAGGCAAGUUGAAUGAGGAAGACCCGCCAAGCCCUCCCGUGCCAAUUGGCAAGCCGGAUAAGGAAGACUCACCAAGGCCUCCUACACCAAUGUGCAGGCCUCCUGCACCAAUGGGCAGGCCAGCUGUCCAUCAUUCUGCGCCAAUAGGCAAGCCACUUGUCCAUCAUUCUGCGCCACUAUGCAAGUCAAAUGAGGAAGACCCGCCAAGCCCUCUCGUGCCAAUUGGCAAGCCAGAUAAGGAAGACCUGCCAAGGCCUUCUGCACCAAUGGGCAGGCCACCUGUCCAUUAUUCUGCGCCAAUAGGCAAGUCGAAUGAGGAAUACCCGCCGAGCCUUCCCGUGCCAAUUGGCAAGCCGAACAAGAAAGAGUCGCCAAGGCCUCCUGCACCAAUGGGCAAGCCACCUGUCCAUCAUUCUGCGCCAAUAGGCAAGUCGAAUGAGGAAGACCCGCCGAGCCCUCCCGUGCCAAUUGGCAAGCCGGAUAAGGAAGACCCGCCAAGGCCUCCUGCACCAAUGGGCAAGCCACCUGUCCAUUAUUCUGCGCUAAUAGGCAAGUCGAAUGUGGAAGACCCGUCGAGCCCUCCCGUGCCAAUUGGCAAGCCGGAUAAAGAAGACCCGCCAAGGCCUUCUGCACCAAUGGGCAGGCCACCUGUCCAUCAUUCUGCGCCAAUAGGCAAGUCAAAUGAGGAAAACCCGCCAAGCCCUCCCGUGCAAAUUGGCAAGCCAGAUAAGGAAGACCUGCCAAGGCCUCCUGCACCAAUGGACAAGCCACCUGUCUAUCAUUUUGCGCCAAUAGGCAAGUCGAAUGAGGAAGACCCGCUGAGCCCUCCUGUACCAAUUGGCAAGUCGGACAAGGAAGACCCGCCGAGGCCUCCAGCACCGAUUGAUAGGCCACCCGUCCAUGAUUCUGCACCAAUUGGCAAGUCAAAUGAGGAAGACCCGUUGAGCCCUCCUGCAACAACUGACAAGCCACCCCGUCCAUGAAUAAGGUCUUUUUUUUCUUUUCUUUUUUUCAUCAUUCAUGACUAGGGUCUAGUGCACCAGUUUGAAGGAAUAAGUAAAGUUUGUGCGGCAAGAUAAAAAAAUAUAAAUGUAUUUCGAAA
This is a messenger RNA of Rubroshorea leprosula, 2301 nucleotides long. The record is from the annotation of a GenBank genome assembly. NCBI's taxonomy places the organism in Eukaryota, Viridiplantae, Streptophyta, Magnoliopsida, Malvales, Dipterocarpaceae.